Molecule: messenger RNA, 1431 nt
Organism: Trachemys scripta elegans
Lineage: Eukaryota; Metazoa; Chordata; Testudines; Emydidae
Gene: CRX
Product: cone-rod homeobox
Exons: 3
Coding region: 72-944 (290 amino acids)
Biological process (GO): multicellular organism development; regulation of transcription by RNA polymerase II
Cellular component (GO): nucleus
Molecular function (GO): DNA-binding transcription factor activity, RNA polymerase II-specific; RNA polymerase II cis-regulatory region sequence-specific DNA binding
Source: RefSeq, a predicted model, not a curated record
CUGGGCGGACUGGAAUAACCUAGCGUGGGCGACAGGAGAAGGAGCCCCUUCGGGAUCGCCAGUUCCUGAGCAUGAUGUCCUAUAUGAAGCAGCCUCAUUACGCAGUCAAUGGGUUAACCCUAGCGGGACCGGGCAUGGACCUGCUCCACUCCGCCGUGGGAUACCCAACCACCCCGCGGAAGCAGCGGCGCGAGCGGACGACUUUCACACGGGCCCAGUUGGACAUUCUGGAGGCGCUUUUCGCGAAGACCCGCUACCCCGACAUCUUCAUGCGGGAGGAGGUAGCGCUCAAGAUCAACCUGCCGGAGUCCCGGGUGCAGGUUUGGUUCAAGAACCGACGGGCCAAAUGCCGCCAGCAGCAGCAACAGAGCAGCGGCCAGGCCAAGGCGCGCCCGGCCAAGAAGAAGAGCUCGCCGGCCCGGGAGACCAGCUCGGAAACCAGCACCAACGGGCAAUACAGCCCCCCGCCCGCCGGCACCUCGGGCACCCCCAGCUCCACGGCCAGCGCCACCGUCUCCAUCUGGAGCCCGGCCUCCAUCUCCCCCAUCCCCGACCCCCUGGCCUCCUCGGCCACCCCCUGCAUGCAGCGCUCUGCCGCCUACCCGAUGACCUACACCCAGGCCGCCGGCUACCCCCAGAGCUACGCCGGCUCCUCCUCCUACUUCACCGGCCUGGACUGCGGCUCCUACCUCUCGCCCAUGCACCCGCAGCUCUCCGCCCCCGGUGCCGCCCUGAGCCCCAUCGCCGCCCCGGCCAUGGGAAGCCACCUCAGCCAGUCCCCGGCCUCCCUGUCCAGCCAGGGCUUUGGCACGGCCGGCCUGAGCUUCGGCUCGGUGGAUUGCUUAGACUACAAGGAUCAGACGGCCUCUUGGAAACUCAACUUCAACGCCACAGACUGCUUGGAUUACAAAGAUCAGAGCUCCUGGAAGUUCCAGGUCUUGUGAAGUGGCGGGAGGCAGCCAGGGAGACACCCCCUGUCCGUUGUUUCUUCCCCCUCCCCACCCCAAAGGCCCGUCCCUCCCCUCCCCGGUACCACCCUCCUUGAACCAGCUCGGCUCCGACCCGUGUCCGUUGCUGGACUGAGAUUGGAAUCGGUGUCGGGGAUCUGAGCGAGGGGGGAUCCCCCGUUUCCCGGCAUCACGGCGGGGACUUGCCCUUCCUUGGUGAGCAGCCGCAAACAUGCCCUGAUUGGUCAUUCGGUGGCUGAGACCCUCACCCCGCAUGGUCACAGGGGCCCCUCGCGCCGGGCAGCACCGCGGGGUUUUCUUCCCGCCCGAGCCCCGGACACGAAAUCUGUCAAGGAAUCUCAGCCGGGAUCCCCCCGGGGCGGGGCCUGGCUGGCGUGGCAGCCUCCCCCGUCUGUGUCACGCUCACCAAGUGGCACCCGGAUCUGCAGGGGUGGAGCUGGGAAGUGCCACGGCUGCUUUUGGG